Molecule: messenger RNA, 2041 nt
Organism: Sipha flava (yellow sugarcane aphid)
Lineage: Eukaryota; Metazoa; Arthropoda; Insecta; Hemiptera; Aphididae
Product: E3 SUMO-protein ligase PIAS1-like
Exons: 2
Coding region: 236-2041 (601 amino acids)
Biological process (GO): regulation of transcription by RNA polymerase II; protein sumoylation
Molecular function (GO): zinc ion binding; transcription coregulator activity; SUMO ligase activity
Source: RefSeq, a predicted model, not a curated record
GUCUACCCAGUCGGUUAUGAUUUGGUUCAAUUCUCGCAAAUCGUUUGGAAAUUUGGUCAGUUGUGUUAUACAUACUAAUCUGUGGUGUGGUCCGCCGUUAUUAAUUCUCCGACGCAGGUGCCUGAUGUUCGCGAGUAAACGUCUUUUUUUUUGCGGUUUUCAACUUCGGUUAUAAAUGGCGUCGGUAACUUUGUACCGAUUCAAUUCCGAUUUUCACGUAUACAUAUAUUACUGAAUGCGAAUCCAUUCCGAUAAGAAAUCUGACAUUGACUUAAAAAAAAAAAUCAUGGCAUCAAAUACUUCUCAUUUGGUUCCAGAAAAUAUAAAUAUUCAUCAGUUGGUAUAUGAUUUAAGACCAUGUGAAUUACAACUCAUUUUAGAUACUGUUAAACAGAACAAAUUUGGUAGCAAAAAAGUUUUAUGUAAGCGUGUUUUAAACUUGUUGUCUGCUUCUCCAAUAAAAACAAAAUUGUUGACACAAAAUAUUUUACAAGUCUAUAAGGCUAGAUUAGAAGCAGACCAAAUGUAUCAACAACAUCCUCAACCACCAACACCACUAUUAAUUCAACAUCCACAUGAAUCACAUUUUUCACCUCAGUAUUUUCAACAACCUCCUUCAUAUAAGGAUUUUAAGAAUAAGAAGUGUACUGUACCUUAUACAACCAAUACUUUACCAUUUUUUAAUGAAGUUCAUGAUAUUUCAACUACUAAAUUUGAAAACUUACCAUUUUUUAAGACAAUAGAAACUUUACUGUUUCCUAUUGACUGUACAACUGUUGUUGAUUCAGCCAACUUCACUGGUCUUUUUUUUCUAACAGAUGAUGUUAGACAUACAAUUUUAAAAUCGUGGAAUAAUACUAAACAAGAAUACAAAGUUCAAAUAAUUUUAAGAUUAGUUCGAAGAGGUGUUAUAAAAUAUGUUACAGAUCGUUUACCUUACAAUUUAAAUGUGUCCGUAAAUGGUCUUCAAUGCAAGUUACCUACAAUGAACAUCCCAAUGGAGGCUGAUAUCAUCCCAUGGAGAUGCAAUGUUCCUAUAGAUAUUACUCAGCUAACAGAUUUAAGAAACUGCUCACAGAACACAUUAAAUAUCACUUGGUCAGAAGAUUCACAAAACUAUACAGCUGUUGUUUGUAUUGCACAGAAAUUAACUUGGAGUGAGCUUCUUGUAGAACUUAAAAAAAGACCACUUCGUGCCUCAGAUAAAACAAAAGAAUUGAUUAAAAAAUCAAUGGAAAGUGAUGCUGAUAUGGUUGUAGCAUCUAUGUUUGUUACUAUUAAGGAUCCACUUGGUAAAAUGAGAAUGAACCUACCAUCUCGAGGUAUUAAUUGUAUACAUUUGCAAUGUUUUGAUGCUAUACAAUUCUUGCAGAUGAAUGAACAAAAGCAAACAUGGACAUGUCCUUUAUGUAAGAAAAAAGUAAGAUUUGAAGAUAUUGAAGUUGAUGAAUUUUUUUUAAACAUUCUUCAAAAUCCAAAUUUAAGUAAUGAUUGUGAAAAUAUCAUAUUAUCAGCAGAUGGAACAUGGCAUGAAAAAAAACCUGGAGAUUUUUCAUAUAUGUCCAGAAUAAAUGACAAUCAUUCUUCAAAUCACAUUGAGGCGAUUAUAUUAUCAGAUUCAGAUGAUGAGGAUGAUCAUAUUGAUCAUACAGAAACAAAACAUAGAAAAUGCAAUUCACCAUAUGUUGAAGAAUCUUUAAAAAAUUCUGAACCUAUUCUCCAAACUGAAGAUUUGACAAGAACAAAUGAUAAUAAUUCUGCUGAUGGUGUAUUUGUAUUAGACUUAAGUCUUAAGAAUAAUUCAUUCCCAUCGACUAAUUCAAAAUAUGAACCAAUAAUUAUAUUAAAUGAUGAUUCUAAUUCUCAGUCUUUAACUGAAUCAUCCAAUAUAUUAAAUAGUUUUUACUCGCCAAAUAUUUCAAUUUCAAAUUGCUGUAAUAAUGAAUGUUAUGUCAGUAGGUCAACCAACUCUGGAAUAAAAAGUAAACACAGAGAAAUAGCUAAAUCGCGAGAUGUCUUAUGUGUUUUAACAUUAGAUUAA